UCCCGGGUCACGCUCGCGCGGGCUGGUCCCGGCGUUGUUGGCGUCGGGGGAGACCUGGGACUCGAGGGCUGGGCCGGGCGGGGCCGGGCCGGGCACCGCCCUGCACACCUGAGGCCUGGUGCACGGAGCACGGCAGGUGGAGCCGCCACGCUGGAGUUGGAGCUGGAGUUCGGUGGGGCGGGAGGGCAGCGGCUCCUCCCAGCCGGCCCGGGCGCAGAGAAUGAGUCGGAAGCCGUGGCCUCCGUGCGGAAAGGCUGUGCCCAGAGCGUGCUGCGCUGGUUCACCACCGUGGUGCUGUGUGCCGCCUUCCUGGGGCUGGGACUAAGUGUUGCUAUCCUGGGGCCCACCUUUCCAGACUUGGCAAAGAACGUGAACAGAAACAUCAGCAGCCUGUCUCUGAUUUUCGUGGGCCGGGCCUCAGGAUAUUUAUGUGGCUCUAUGAUUGGAGGAGUCCUGUUUGGCUGUAUAAAUCAUUUUUUGCUUUUGGGGGUUUCCCUUUCUGCUACCACAGUUGGUCUUUAUCUCAUGCCAUUCUGCAAGACAGCAGCCCUACUGAUUGUCAUGAUGUCUGUCUUCGGGGUUUCCAUGGGCAUUCUGGAUACAGGUGGAAAUGUCCUCAUCUUGGAUCUCUGGGGGGACAAAGGACCCCCACAUAUGCAGGCCUUGCACUUCAGUUUCGCCUUGGGUGCCUUUCUGGCUCCCCUGCUGGCUAAAUUGGCCUGGGGUACAACAGCAUCUGCUCAGAAUCACACCAAGCCCCAGUCUGACCUUUCAGCCUUGAACCAAUCCUUUGAAGCCACCUCUGUGUUUGCGGUACCCGAUGACAAGAAUCUGCUGUGGACAUAUGCUUCUAUUGGCACCUAUGUUUUAGUAGUUUCUGUCUUUCUGUUUGGUCUAUUUUGUAAGAAACAUUCAAGGCAAACAAAAUCCGCAGCAUCUGCUCAGGGAGCUCGAAGGGCUAAAUAUCACAGGGCCCUGCUAUGCCUGCUCUUCCUCUUCUUCUUCUUCUAUGUGGGAGCUGAGGUGACCUACGGCUCUUUUGUAUUCUCCUUCGCUACCACCCAUGUUGGCAUGGAAGAGAGCAAGGCAGCUGGCUUGAACUCCAUCUUCUGGGGAACCUUUGCAGCCUGCAGGGGCCUGGCCAUCUUCUUUGCCACAUUCUUACAGCCUGGAACCAUGAUUGUGUUGUGUAACAUUGGCAGCCUGGCAUCAUCUUUCUUUCUGGUACUUUUUGACAAGAGCCCUCUUUGUCUCUGGAUNGCGACUUCUGUGUAUGGAGCCUCAAUGGCAGCCACGUUUCCCAGCGGCAUCUCCUGGAUUGAGCAGUACACCACCUUAACUGGGAAAUCUGCAGCAUUCUUUGUAAUUGGCGCUGCCCUGGGAGAAAUGGCCAUUCCUGCAGUGAUCGGAAUUCUUCAGGGACACUACCCAGAUCUGCCAGUAGUUCUGUACACAUGUCUGGGCUCAGCCAUAUUCACAGCUGUUUUAUUUCCUGUGAUGUAUAAAUUAGCCACCUUACCCCUGGAAUGCCAGCACAAAGGAACAAGGAAGAGCGAGGACCAGAAAGCUCUGCUCUCCAGCUCUGAGCUACAGGACUGUGAGGAGGAGAACGAGGAGGACGAUGCAGAGAAGUGGAACGAGAUGGAUUUUGAAGUGGUUGAAAUGGGUGAUCCAGUUCAGGAGUCUGCAAGGGAGACUUCUAGAGAAGAGGGCUCCAGUCAGGUCCUUCCGGAUGGACUGAUUGCUGAGCCCCUUUCAGCCAACAGCAGUAAUUCUCUUGUGAAUCAUCAGGACAAAAGGGAUUAACACGAAUUGGCUUACCAUUGGACACCAUUCAGGGCAGAGCUCUGGCUGACUUUGAGCAUGCUCUUGCACUUGAAAUUUGUGUCUGAUCAUUUGGAGUGUUUCGAAUUCUCAGUCUUCUGUAAAUUACCGUUCGUUGUUGUGCACUGGGAUCUUGUUAGGAGACUGUUUUGUAGUCUCCACCUUACAGAAGGUGUUGGUGUGUGAAGAGCUGGGUAGUGUGCCAGGGGUCAGCACUGUAGAAAAUGAGCUGAUUUGCUGAGCAAAGACCUGUGCUGUGCAGUCACACCCCGACACGAGCCAGUUGUCAUGACAAAGAGCAUCUUUGGAGAUGGGAAGAUAGUUUUCUUUUACCCUCUGUGUAGGGUUGAACUGAAAAAUACUGUUGACUAUUUAUUCCUGUGAGAACACACAUAGGCUAUGCUUCCUCCCUGACUUCAUGUUCAGCUCUGACAAAAGCCUCCUGUGAUUCUAGAAAUGCAAUGAGAUUAUUUUUAACCUCCAGGGAUUGUGUUUGUUUUGUUUCUUGAGUCUUUUAUAGUCCAGGCUGGCCUGGAAUUUACUAAGUAGGCCAGGUUGGCCUCUAACUCACUGUUCUGUUUCUGUCUCCUGAGUUUUGUAAUAGAGACGUGUGCCACCAUGCAUGGUGAAACAUGUAAGUUUUAAAGUUGUAUCAUAUUUUUUCUAAAAUAGUCCAUUCAUUUCAAAUGUGCAAACCAAAACUGCCGGGUAGCCCUAUGAGUGCUGGAGCUCGUGCAAUCCUGACGUUUGACAGGCAUGGUGUGUAGUGGUACUGAUGCGUUCAUUGAUCUACAACAUGACCUUUCCCUUACUCUCAAGGGAAUUUUAAUUCUUGUUUCCCACACAUUUAAGAAAAACCCAAACCAUCUUGCCAAUCACUCUCAUAUUCAUUGGUACAGCGGUUCAUUGCAUUUCAGAGAUUAUAGUAUUUUUGCUGACACUUUAAAAAGAGGUUAUUUUUAUAUGCUGUUGUCUGUGUCAUUCAGAAAGCAUCUGGGGACACGUUGAUUUUAUAUAUUAUCUUCUUGUCUAGUGCUGUUGACUUGACACAGGGCCUUGCACUUGUUAGUUACUUGCUUUACCAGUGAGCUACAUGCCCAGCUCUUGGGUUUUACUUAUAGGAGCUGUUUUAAAGUUACUAUGUAAGUUGCAGCGGUAUGAACGGGUCCUCUGGUGCCCUCAGCCUGCCUCCUUAGCAGAGGCUGGAGCGGGCCUUGCUGUUAUAGGAUUUGACCCUCACUGGGUUGGGGUAUUACAUAUAGUCUGUAAGCCAAGCUAAACGUUUAGUUUACAGAUGAGCCCUCAUCUGGUUGUGGUGAUCGGAGGACCCAUGUCCACCUCCAGGACCACUCCAUGAGCUUAAAGUACCUGGAAACCAAAUCAAGAUGGAAGACAGUGGGAUGGCCAAGGAUGAGGAGUACAGCUUCACAAGUGUGACAGAGCUAGCCUGGGCCAGCCUUUGGUGACUGUAGUCUGGGCCAGCAUUUGGUGACUCUAGUCUGGGCUAGCCUUUGGUGACUCUAGUCUGGGCCAGCCUUUGGUGACUCUAGUCUGGGCCAGCCUUUGGUAAAUGACUUGUACCUUUUCUCAAGUUUUAUGCUGACCGACAAUGAAUUGCUACGUGACUGCAAUAUGUUUGAAAUCUCUUACAAAACUUUAUGAAUUGGUUUUUUUUAAGUGCUUAC
Molecule: messenger RNA, 3509 nt
Organism: Mus caroli (Ryukyu mouse)
Lineage: Eukaryota; Metazoa; Chordata; Mammalia; Rodentia; Muridae
Gene: Slc60a2
Product: solute carrier family 60 member 2
Molecular function (GO): D-glucose transmembrane transporter activity
Source: RefSeq, a predicted model, not a curated record